Exophiala oligosperma is the source of this 1373-nucleotide messenger RNA. RefSeq lists its product as uncharacterized. Lineage: Eukaryota; Fungi; Ascomycota; Eurotiomycetes; Chaetothyriales; Herpotrichiellaceae. Gene Ontology annotation, molecular function: catalytic activity. The transcript is spliced from 2 exons. The record is from RefSeq and is a predicted model, not a curated record. Bases 147 to 1172 code for a protein of 341 amino acids.
GGGGGGUCGUCCACAGCUUCGAUCGUUUAUCCUCAGAGACGGACAUUGUAGGAUAUCCGGUCCUACCGCUCAUCAAACAACUGGUGGAACAGACACCUCCCGAACACGCCAAGUACAUCCAUUGGGGUGCCACCACUCAAGACAUAAUGGACGAUGCUUCAAUGUUACAGAUCCGGGAGGGACUCAAAAUCAUAAGGCGGGAAUUGGAACGACUCGAAAUGGUACUCGCAAAGUCGGCCGAAAAGUACAAGGAUACACCCAUGGCAGGUCGUACACACCUACAACACGCCCUACCGUGUACGUGGGGUUACAAAUGUGCCGUCUACCUGUCGUCCAUCGUCCGACACCUCCAGCGACUGACCGAAAUCGAAUCACGAACGUUGAUGGUCCAAUUCGGGGGAGCGGCGGGUACCCUCGCGUCACUCGGCCCGUCCACAGACGGCGUCAAAGUCAGGGCCGCGCUGGCAAGGGAGCUCUCCCUCGACGACCCUCCCAUAACGUGGCACGUGGCGCGGGACAACGUCGCCGAGAUCCUCAACUUUUUGGGUCUGUUGGGUGGAACCCUGGGCAAGGUCGCCUACGACCUCAUCGUCAUGUCUUCCAACGAACUGGGGGAGGUCAGUGAACCUUUUGUCCCUCACCGGGGAGCCAGCAGCACCAUGCCCCAAAAACGGAACCCGAUCAGUUCAGAGGUCAUAUUGGCGGCGAGUAAACUCCUCCGCGCCAACGCGGGCCUCGGGUUGGACGCCAUGGUCGUCGACUUUGAGAGGGCUUCGGGGCCCUGGCACCUGGAGUGGGUGGCCAUCCCCGAGGCCUUCGUCUUGGCCGUGGGAAGUCUACACCAGGCCAACUUUGCUCUGGGUGGGUUGGUGGUCAAUACGCGAGCCAUGACGAACAACCUACACUCGACAAAGGGACUGAUCGUGGGUGAGGCGGUCAUGAUGGGUCUGGCGCCGCACGUGGGCCGACAAAGGGCUCACGACAUCGUCUACGACGCCUGUCGGGUCGCGAUCGAGACGGAAACAAACUUGGUCGACGUUUUGAAACAAGACCAAGACGUCAUGAAGGCUUUGGACAACACCACCUCCAAAGUCGAAGAGUUGUGUGAUCCUCUCAAUUACCUCGGGGCGAGUCAAAUCAUGGUCGAUCGUGUUUUGGAGGAUGUGCGGUAGAGGAAGGAGUAUAAAUAAGAUACAGAUAUAAAUAUAAAAAAUCGGGGCGAGUGACUCGAGAAACAUCCAUUAUUGAUAGACGGGGCAAAUGUGAUGUUUUCUUUUUGUUGGCUCGCCGAGCGGCGUACCUAGGUUUAGCUAGGUUUAGGUAGAUUUGUAGACACAGAAUAAAGAUGGACCACUGCAUCCAUAAGACCUCGG